AUGGCGGCAAAAUUUGUUUUUCCUUCGUACACCAAAAUCGUCUUGACACCUCGACAGUUUUCGAAAAACGUGCCGUUUAUUACAAAGAAGUUAUUUCUUAAUUCAAGAAGAAACAGAUCUACAUCAAAUUUUUCGUAUCCUCUUUCAGAAACUUUAGAGAAAGUCAAGGAAUCACUGGCCGCGAUUGCCAAUGACAAACUCCCAAGGAAAACCACUAGCGUGUUUGUAGGAACAGGGCAAUACUACGAUCAUGAGACCAACGAAAGAAUAGUUGUAAUAUCUCUUGGAGAAAAUGGAAACUUAGAGCUACCGAUUGUCCUUCACGAUACCUCCCUUCCUCGCGGUGAAGUUGAUAAACUGGAGAAGAAACUGAACUCUUUGUCAGAGGUGGGUUCCGUUCAUUCUGGCGAGUUAGACAGCGUGCAAGACUCUCCCUGGAAAUUUGGAUUUGCUUGUAAACCUUCGUUUUCUAUCUUCUCGACCUCUGGAUUUUGCUGCCAAUUUCAACAUUCAAGUGUAGAAGGAGAGUGCUUUAGAAUCUUUGAUGAACAUAUGCAUUUGCAUGAAGAUGUACCUCUCUCAGAGAUAGAGCAUAUCCAAGUUUGGCUGUCUCCAGAGCCAUGGGAGGAGAGGAAACUACAACUCAAAAUGAAGAAUGGAGAUUUGAUUAGUGUUCUGGAAGACUAUGAAGAGAACAUCUCCAAUGAAAAUGGUUUGGCUUCCCUGAUGCUAACCACUGAAUGGAUGGUGAAGGCUGCUGGACAUAUGUGUGUAACAGCCAGACAGUUUGGAGCCACCACAGUUUCUCUCAAACUUCCUUCUGUACUUAGAGCUGAUGUCAAUCCAUGGGUGGCAAUGAGAAACAAGAUCUGGGCAGAGAAAAACAGUGAGAGUUGAGAACAGGAGGAAUGGGCUCCAUUGACAAAUACAGGUGGGAUUCAGUUAAUUGAUAGACUGGUAAUGGGUAUAUAUACAUGUACACCUGUAAGACCACUUUGAACCCUUUCACUCCCAAGAUCAUUUUAGUAAUUCUCCUCACUGACUGUCAUUUUUUCUUGUGAUGUUAGUUUUGAGAACUAGGUAUUAGAUCAACUAAUAAUCCCCUUCUUGAAAUUUUUCUUUAUUGUGAUAUUGUGAGGAGAAGUUCUGUUUUGGUUACUUGUGGGAGUCAUAGGGUUAAGACCAAUUCCAAGAGAUACUUUGAUGUAUGGUGAUGUUUAUUUCUGUAAUUUCUUUGAUUACCUUUCUAAGAAUCAGUUUGUAGCUUGUUUUCAUUUUCAGGUAAAAACAUUUUAUUUUUCAUUUAUUAUUUGUGAUCAGAGAAUGCUCUCAAAUUUGCUUCUUUCUCAAUAAGGUUCCUCACAGCUCAGUUGGUAGUGUCCAAUUAAUAGCUAGGGGGGGACUCGAAAUAUUUGGUUCGAGAUGAGACAAUAAUCAGGGUUUACAAGUCCAGAAUAGGUUACUUGUACUCCAAUAAUUGCUAAUUCAUGUAAACUGGAAGUUCUCCUUGAAAAGGAAAGUGGUAUUUUUAGUUGGGUGUACUGUUAAAAACAUUACAAUGACAACUUCAGAGGGUAGUUUUUUAAUGAACUCUAUUUUGUUAUUGCGAUGGCGGCAAGCUAUAGAUUGGUUGUAGAUAUGAAAUUGUGACUCUACAUGUAUAUAGCUUAAAUUUUUUCCCAACAGGGCAUGCUCUCAUUGGUUACCUUGGAGUCAUGUGACAUCUCUAACAAAGAAAUUGUUUGAACUCAAAAGUCUGUGAUUGGACAACAUUGUAAAAUCUUUGACAGCAAAGAAUUAAAGGGUACAGUCACCCAUAAAUGUUGACUGUUGACUUUCAUUGCAUGUGAAUAUGGUGGUGUUAGAUUUAUAAAUUAUUGAAUAAGAGUGAGGUCAAGACGGCUGGAUAUUGGCCAAGUUUUUUUUUUUUUGUGUGUUUAUAGGGACUGAGGUGAAGUGGAGGUCUUAAAAACACUCCUCGCCCUGAAAAAAAAAGGAUUUACUCCAUAGCAAAAAUAUUUUGCUUUAAUAAGAGUCAAGAAUGACUUGUUUAUUUUUGAGCACUGGGAGAGGAAGCCAACUGUGAUUUGCACAAUAACAGCAGUAGAGUGCACGAUAAAGUGGCAACACGCACAAUAACAGUGGCAAAGUGCACAAAGCUGGCUCAGAGCUAUCCUGUUUAUGCAUAUCUGAGUUGGUUGACUUGUCCUGCUUUUGUGUGAUUUUCUCUAAUUUGGCCCAACACCCAAAGAAAAACUGAGACAAUGUACAGUCAUAGGCAGUCUAUGGUGAAGUUUGAAAUCAGUGGAUACAGUAGUAAGGUAUACAUGUAGACCUGUGGCACCAGGAUGUGAAACUCUUCUUUUUCCACAUGGUCAUCAGUGUAACAUUUUUGUAUGUGCUUGUUCUACAGGGCACAAACUGUAAUAUCCAAGACAAAAAAUACAUGAAGAUAUCACCAUCAAAGGAAGUUGUGUGAUCUAUACCAAAAGUUUUCUAACUGGAGAUGCUGAGUGAGUAGCUUUUGAGACUUUGUCUUAUUGUUAUCUGAUAUAAAUUUAUACUCUGGUUAUCCUAUAGACUGUGGUUUAUAUUCCACUUCCAUUGAAAUGUUUUCCUCAUGUUAUUACCAAUAGGUUUGUAUUUUGGUUAGUAUUGAAAAUUUGAACAACUUCUCCCUGUGCAUGUAACUACUAUCUUGAAUAUUCCUCUGAUUUUUGUCAUACUACGCAGUUUAAGUGAAUGAUAUAUAUUGUAAAUUGCCAUUUGAAGUGAAGUAAAAGUCUUACCACAUUUUCCCUUUACACACCUGUACACACUUGUACAUAAAGAGCAUUACUUGCAAAAGGGGAAGAUAAUUGAAAUGGGUGUUAGAAAUGUUUAUCAUGUUUAUCACAUGUACUUUGCACCUCCAAUCAGUUGAUUUUACACAUAAUAUAUAGUGACUAUACAAAUAUGCUGAGUAUGCAAAUUACUAUGUAAACGACAUCAUUCAUUAAUUUGUUAGCAGUUGGUAAUUUUGAGAUUACUGCAAAAUGAAAAUUUAUUUUACG
Molecule: messenger RNA, 3053 nt
Organism: Pocillopora meandrina
Lineage: Eukaryota; Metazoa; Cnidaria; Anthozoa; Scleractinia; Pocilloporidae
Source: the annotation of a GenBank genome assembly